UAACUGGACUGAAAGGGUUUGCGUAUCCGCCCUCGUCGGCCCCGAGAGCGCGGCCUCCCCCUCACCGGUUAGCGUCAAGGGAGUUGCUCCGAGUUCUCGUAGCCCUCUCAGACUCGCUUUCUUUCCCUCUGGAAACUAAACCUCCUGAGCCCUUGCUGCGAAGCCUACGGCCGCCUGGAAGCCGGAUCCGAGUGUUCGCCAGUAACCGGAAGUGCCUCCCGCAGGCCGAGGGGCGGCUCCGGGGGCUGCUGUGAGAGGGAAGAAUUAACUAUUGUGAAUAGUUCUGGACUAGAGAUCUUUUUGGAGCAAAAAGAGAAGUCAGUCAAGUCUUUUGUGUUAUGAACACUAUCUGCUUUGAGAAGUCAGAUUCUCAGGACCAUGAGAUGAAUGCUGCUUUUCUUCUGUCUAGAGUCUGGGUUUGGAAAUACAAAGUAAGGAAUUAAUGUAUAUGAUGCUGGAAACUUGUGAAGGCAGACUGUGUAUGACUGAAAGGCUUGAAACAGAUGUAUCUUCCAUGUUCUCCUCAAGAAAAUGACUACAAAGGCAAUGAUGGGUCAGAAAGACCAUUGGAAAACUCCCUAGAAGAGAGUCAUAGAAAAUGUACACUUCAGAAGAGAGGUAUAAUCAGAGGACUCAAAAAAAGAAAAUAUAUCAUGUAUGCCCUCAGAAGGGUAAAAAGAUUUUUAUUCAUGUGCAUGAGAUUACUCAAAUAGACAAUCAGAUAUACCAGUGCCUUGAAUGUGAACAAAACUUCUGUGAAAACUUAGCUCUUAUUAUGUGUGAGAGAACACAGACAGUGGAGAAACCUUAUAGAUGUGAUAUGUGUGAGAAAACCUUCAUCCAAAGCUCAGAUCUUAUUUCACACCAGAAGAUUCACAAUUAUGAGAAACCGUAUAAAUGUAGCAAAUGUGAGAAGAGCUUUUGGCACCAUUUAGCCCUUUCAGGACACCAGAGAACACAUGCAGGUAAAAAAUUCUAUACAUGUGACAUUUGUGGCAAGAAUUUUGGUCAGAGUUCUGAUCUGCUUGUCCAUCAGCGAAGCCAUACAGGCGAGAAACCAUAUCUAUGUAGUGAAUGUGAUAAAUGCUUCAGUCGAAGUACAAACCUCAUAAGGCACCGAAGAACUCACACAGGUGAGAAACCGUUUAAGUGUCUGGAGUGUGAAAAAGCUUUUAGUGGGAAAUCUGAUCUCAUUAGCCACCAGAGAACUCACACUGGUGAAAGGCCCUAUAAAUGUAAUAAGUGUGAGAAAAGUUAUCGACACCGAUCAGCCUUUAUUGUACAUAAAAGAGUUCAUACUGGGGAGAAGCCCUAUAAGUGUGGUGCCUGUGAAAAAUGCUUUGGCCAGAAAUCAGACCUCAUUGUGCACCAGAGAGUGCACACAGGUGAGAAGCCGUAUAAAUGCUUGGAAUGUAUGAGAAGUUUUACUCGGAGUGCCAACCUAAUAAGGCACCAGGCCACUCAUACUCACACUUUUAAAUGCCUUGAAUAUGAGAAAAGUUUCAACUGUAGUUCAGACCUUAUCGUACAUCAAAGAAUUCACAUGGAAGAGAAACCACAUCAGUGGUCUACAUGUGAGAGUGGUUUCCUCCUUGGUAUGGAUUUUGUUGCCCAACAGAAAAUGAGAACUGAAACAGAGGACCUGCAUUAUAAAUACAGUGUAUGUGAUAAAAACUUUCACCCAAGCUCUGCUCUUCUUCAACAUCAGACAGUACGCAUUGGUGAGAAACCAUACAUCUGUAAUUUGAGUGAGAAAGGUCUUGAGCUCAGCCAUCCCCAUGCUUUGGAGGCCUCACAUAUGUCUUGACUAGAUAAGAAGUUACACUAUAAAAGUAUUUACAUGUCAGAGAACUCAUUAAGAUGAAUAUAAAGUGAGUAUCAGACUUUGAGGAGAGCUCAGACUUCAUUGGGGACCAGAGCCUGCAGUGUACAAAGUGUGAGAAGUGGUUUUAUUACCCAGAGAGUUGUGCUAAAAAAAUAAUUUACCAGUCACUCCAAGGAGAAACUCUGCAUAUAUGCUGAGUGUUGGAAAACCUAGUGUGAGCUCAAAUUUGGUCACUCACAACAGGAUUCAUACAGGUAGGGAAUCUUUCACCUGCAGUGAGUACGAGAGCUUUCAGCUCUCCUCAUUGCAAGCGAAUUCACCCCAGAGAACAACUUUUAAAUGCCUUCAGUGUCAACAGGAUGUACAUCUCAUUGGACAUCAGAAAAACAUCCUGGGGAAAACCUCCAGCAAGUGUGGGAAAAAAAAAAAACCUAACAAAACUCUGACUUUCUUACCCAUCAGAGAAGCCAUGCUGGUGAAAAACUGUGUAUAUGUCCUGAGUAUGGCAAAAACAUUAGUUGGAGAGCCUUACUUGGGUUUGUACCCAAAAAAACAAAAAUUGGUUUGAGCAAAGACCCUAUAGGUGUUUAAGAAAAGCUUGUCAGUAAUCAGCUCUUGGGGUACAUAAGGGAACCUACAUAAGUGGAAAAAAAAACGUAAACACCUUGAGUCUGAAAAAAGGUUUGCUAGAAGCUUCUGUUUUUAUUGGGCCCCUAAAAACUCAUUAUACCAGGAAGUUUGCGCCAAAUAAGAGAUCUAAUUGUGGGUGAACUGUUUAUGUACAUAUAACAUGUAUGAGAAGAACUGUUCUCAUAGUUAGUUGACCCAUAUGUUAGCGAUAACUUUAAAUGGAGUCGGUGUGGAAAUAGUUUUCUAGAUACCAGAAGCUUGUAGGAGAAGCUAGAGCAGGUCAGAGUAGACCUGAUGGGUAACUCAGGUGAGGAUAAUUUUGUCUGAAUCACUUAAUUAUUGCUUUAGUUUCACUUUAAUCAGAAAUCCAGUAAAUGAAGGGACUGAUUCCUUGGGAUAGAGGAUGUGGCAUGUGUUACUGUGUUACUGUUGAUGCUGCCUCAUGAUAUUUCGUGGUAGCACGAGAGGCUUUUACUGGCUGUGAAAGGAAGUGACAAGCUAGAGAACACUUACCCUGGGUCAAAACACUCCCAACAGUUACUUGAUAGAUUGACUUCGUAAAAAGGCAGAGUACUCAUCUGUAACUGUGUUCACAGUUUGGGGAAUAUCCUCAAAUUUUUUCUUUUCCCUAGAAUAUCUUUUAGUUUUCAUUGGUAUUUGAAAUUGCAGGUUUAUGAAUUUCUUUUCAAUUCAAAAUUCUAAUUCCAGGAUAAUAGUUUUGCUGUUGUUAAUAUCUGUAUUUUUGUGGCUUAAUUUAUCAUCUCUCAGUGAUGAUACUCUUAGUUGCCUCCUAGCCAGGGGAAAGCUGAAAGAAAACUGAGUCUGAGUAAGAAGGCACAGUGGUGUGUUACUAAUACAGGAGCAAGACUUUUCAUUUUGUGUACCUCGACUCCACGGCAGGUAUUCUUUUCACUCCCAUUAUCCUGUUGUUUAGCAAAUCAAGCCUCAGAAUGAACCAUAUUUUUUAAGAACUUAUUUCAGUUCUGCCAAUGAAAGAGAAAAAUGCCUUUUAAUCCCAGGGAAAGGAUUGCAGUCACCACAAAAUAAGGUGUAUUUUGGCUUGGAAUACAUGACUCUAGAUGCUAGAAGGGAAAAGUAGGUUGGCAAAUGCACCAAAAGUUUAAGGAUAAGCACUUGUCUCCAAUUUAACAGGGUAGUUAUGACUUGUCUUUCACAUCCUUUAGAAAUACUAUAAUCCGUGGAUGUAUAAACAGGCACUUCUCAGGUUUGGGUUUUUUUGGUUUUGUUUUUGGUUUUGUCCCUAGGAUUUAAAGACAUUUAACACAAAUUGCUUAUAUUUGAGAUUCUGGACUGGUGAACAUAUAUUUUGUUGCUAGACAGAGUUCUCAUUUGACUCCACAGCAAUUACUCUUUUCACUCCCAUUAUCCUGCUGUUUAGCAGAUCAAGCCUUGGAAUGAUCCUGUUUUGUAUUUAUUUCAGUUCUGCCAAUGAAAGAGAAAAAUACCUUUUAAAGGACUGCAGUCACAACAAAAUAAGGUAUAUUCUGACUUGGAAUACAGGACUCUAAAUUGUGGUUUGAUUUAUCUUAGACUCAAACUCCAGAGUACAUUGGCAUUUAGGUUCAUGGAGUUGGCCAGUGGUUGGUCUGUGAACAUGAUAAUCUUAGUCAAUGGCUAUAGCUCACAGUGACAAAGAAUCUGAUUCUUUAGGAAAUAGGUCUUUAAAGUUUAUUUGAUACAACAUAUUUCAUUAGUUUUUAUAAAUAGCUCUUGUAAAGCACACAUGACAUAUUUUCCCCUCUCUGGUGAAAAUCAUGCCUGUUACUAUAAGUUUUGACAGUUGUAACAUUUAAAAUAGUAUUGGGUGUGUAUGACAUGACAAUGAAGAUUAGUUCUUAUGGCUACUUAUUAGAGAUCUUGGAGAAGGGGACAAAAUUGAUAUCACUAACAGGACAGUGACUUCUUUCAACUAGUUAACUGAUAAUUGUCUCUAGUCUUUAAGUAAAUUAACGAUGGACCAUCCCUCAAGUGGAGAACUUUGGGGAUAUAAAACAGGUCUGAUGGCUUUUAACCAUGGGGGGGAAAGGUGUUGAUACUGUUCAUAUAGUGUAACCUGAGGUUGGAGAGGACCACUGGGGAGCCUGUAAUCAAAACUAGAAGGUAAUUUUUAAGAUGGAUGGAGGUUCCCUUGAAGCAGUGCCAACCUAAAUCUACCUCAGGUAAGUAGUUAGACUAACUUUUUCAAGGUUUCAGACCAAAUGAGACAAAUUGUAUUCAGUCGAUGUAUUCCUGUGCUUUAAUGCUUUUGUUUUCUUUUAAUUCUUAAAUAAACAUGUGCUCUGAAAAACUCAA
Cavia porcellus (domestic guinea pig) is the source of this 4768-nucleotide messenger RNA. It is a transcript of the gene Znf322, whose product is annotated as zinc finger protein 322. NCBI's taxonomy places the organism in Eukaryota, Metazoa, Chordata, Mammalia, Rodentia, Caviidae. Gene Ontology annotation, biological process: regulation of transcription by RNA polymerase II. The transcript has 4 exons. The coding region runs from base 599 to 1807 and encodes 402 amino acids. The record is from RefSeq and is a predicted model, not a curated record. Gene Ontology annotation, molecular function: DNA-binding transcription factor activity, RNA polymerase II-specific; RNA polymerase II cis-regulatory region sequence-specific DNA binding.